Molecule: messenger RNA, 4832 nt
Organism: Salvelinus fontinalis (brook trout)
Lineage: Eukaryota; Metazoa; Chordata; Actinopteri; Salmoniformes; Salmonidae
Product: P protein-like
Exons: 9
Coding region: 82-876 (264 amino acids)
Biological process (GO): transmembrane transport; melanin biosynthetic process; melanocyte differentiation
Cellular component (GO): melanosome membrane
Source: RefSeq, a predicted model, not a curated record
CAUGAAAUCCGUGUAUGGAGGCAGACGGCCCAGCGUAUUAGCCCGGCCAGCAGAGAGGAGACGGCUGUCAAGUGUCUUCUGAUGCAGAAGGUCCUCAACCUGGAGAGCGUGCUCCGCAAGCAACUCAAAACCUUCCAGAGACAGAUUUCUCAGGAAGAUAAGAACUGGGAGAAUAACAUUCAGGAGUUGCAUAAAAAGAACAGAAUAACAGACCGAGUCCUCCUGGUGAAGUGUAUAUCUGUGCUGGGGGUCGUCAUCUUCAUGUUCUUCCUGAACUCCUUUGUUCCCAGCAUUCAUCUGGAGCUGGGUUGGAUAGCUAUCUUCGGGGCCCUGUGGCUGCUGGUGCUAGCUGACAUCCAGGACUUUGAGAUCAUUCUGCACAGAGUGGAGUGGGCCACGCUGCUGUUCUUCGCUGCUCUGUUUGUUCUCAUGGAGGCUUUGGCCCAGCUACAGCUUAUCGACUAUAUCGGAGUGCAGACGGCCCUGCUCAUAAAAGCCGUUCCAGAAGAGCAUCGUUUAGCCAUGGCCAUCAUCCUGGUCAUGUGGGUGUCAGCUCUGGCCUCCUCCCUCAUCGACAACAUCCCCUUCACCGCCACCAUGAUCCCUGUCCUCAUCAACCUGAGUCAAGAUGCAGACGUCAACCUGCCUAUCAAACCCCUCAUCUUUGCACUGGCCAUGGGAGCCUGUCUGGGAGGAAACGGAACGUUGAUUGGCGCGUCGGCCAAUGUGGUGUGUGCAGGCAUCGCUGAACAACAUGGCUACGGCUUCUCCUUCAUGGAAUUCUUCAGGCUAGGCUUCCCCAUGAUGCUAAUGACCUGUACCUUAGGGAUGUGCUACCUGCUGGCCACAAUCAUCGGACUGGGCUGGACCCUCUAACCUGCUCCCCACUGCACUACCAAAGAGAGACUGUUUGAGUGAAUGUGUGAGAUACAGAGAGUUUCAAAAUGUUGGAUGCAGCUCAAAAGUUCCUUCACAGAUUCAAAGUUUCAGCUCAUUUGGAAAGCGGUGGACGUCAUCUCGAGUACCCAUAUCAUAACUGUCACAUGACAGUUAUGAUAUGCAGUAGUUAGCCUACAACAGUGAUGUGUUGCAACAUGAGGAAAACAAGCUAAAGUGAAUGGAUCAUCAUUUACACUUAGAGCAAACGGAGCCAGGGCUUUUCUACACUACAUGGCCUCAGUCUAUAGAUCUCUCCAUGGAGCUCUUCAGUCUACAGCCCUCUCUAUCUCUCCAUGGAGCUCUUCAGUCUACAGCCCUCUCUAUCUCUCUCCAUGGAGCUCUUCAUUCUACAGCCCUCUAUCUCUCCAUGGAUCUCUUCAGUCUACAGCCCUCUCUAUCUCUCCAUAGUGCUCUUCAUUCUACAGUCCUCUCUAUCUCUCCAUGGAGCUCUUCAGUCUACAGCCCUCUCUAUCUCUCCAUGGAGCUCUUCAUUCUACAGCCCUCUAUCUCUCCAUGGAUCUCUUCAGUCUACAGCCCUCUCUAUCUCUCCAUAGUGCUCUUCAGUCUACAGCCCUCUCUAUCUCUCCAUAGUGCUCUUCAGUCUAUAGCCCUCUAUCUCUCCAUGGUGCUCUUCAGUCUACAGCCCUCUCUAUCUCUCUCCAUGGUGCUCUUCAGUCUACAGCCCUCUCUAUCUCUCCAUGGCGCUCUUCAUUCUACAGUCCUCUCUAUCUCUCCAUGGUGCUCUUCAGUCUACAGCCCUCUCUAUCUCUCCAUGGUGCUCUUCAUUCUACAGCCCUCUCUAUCUCUCUCCAUGGUGCUCUUCAGUCUACAGCCCUCUCUAUCUCUCCAUGGCGCUCUUCAUUCUACAGCCCUCUCUAUCUCUCUACGGUGGUCUUCAGUCUACAGCCCUCUCUAUCUCUCUCCAUGGUGCUCUUCAGUCUACAGCCCUCUCUAUCUCUCUCCAUGGUGCUCUUCAGUCUACAGCCCUCUCUAUCUCUCCAUGGCGCUCUUCAUUGUACAGCCCUCUCCAUGGUGCUCUUUAGAUCCACAGGGCUCUCCAUGGUGCUCUUUAGAUCCGCAGGGCUCUCCGUGGUGCUCUUUAGAUCCACAGGGCUCUCCAUGGUGCUCUUUAGAUCCGCAGGGCUCUCCGUGGUGCUCUUUAGAUCCGCAGGGCUCUCUGUGGUGCUCUUUAGAUCCACAGGGCUCUCUGUGGUGCUCUUUAGAUCCGCAGGGCUCUCCGUGGUGCUCUUUAGAUCCACAGGGCUCUCCAUGGUGCUCUUUAGAUCCACAGGGCUCUCCAUGGUGCUCUCCAGAUCUGCAGGGCUCUCCAUGGUGCUCUUUAGAUCCGCAGGGCUCUCCAUGGUGCUCUUUAGAUCCACAGGGCUCUCCAUGGUGCUCUCCAGAUCCGCAGGGCUCUCCAUGGUGCUCUCCAGAUCCGCAGGGCUCUCCAUGGUGCUCUUUAGAUCCACAGGGCUCUCCAUGGUGCUCUUUAGAUCCACAGGGCUCUCCAUGGUGCUCUUUAGAUCCACAGGGCUCUCCAUGGUGCUCUUUAGAUCCACAGGGCUCUCCGUGGUGCUCUCCAGAUCCGCAGGGCUCUCUGUGGUGCUCUCCAGAUCCACAGGGCUCUCUGUGGUGCUCUCCAGAUCCACAGGGCUCUCUGUGGUGCUCUCCAGAUCCACAGGGCUCUCUGUGGUGCUCUCCAGAUCCGCAGGGCUCUCUGUGGUGCUCUCCAGAUCCACAGGGCUCUCCAUGGUGCUCUUUAGAUCCACAGGGCUCUCUGUGGUGCUCUCCAGAUCCGCAGGGCUCUCCAUGGUGCUUCUGCUUAUAUGGGUAUAUUAUUAAAAUAUUACGAUUUUUCAUGUAAUUUUUUUGGUGCUCAAAACUCUGAAUCAGCUGAGCUACAUUAUAUGGAAUCAUCAUCAUGGCCCUGUUAACCAACAAAAGGGAUGUUUCUGUGGCCUAUUACAAGGUUGUAUGUAGGCCUGACUUUGGGCUGGAUUCAAUUAGAUUGACAUCCGCAUAGCUGCGUUAGAGCUGUCAAAUCCACAAGCUGCUUGUUGCGAUACGAUACCUACCUUAUCGUGGACAGUGGUGGAAAAAGUACCCAACUCUCAUACUUGAGUUAAAGUAAAGAUACCUCAAUAGAAAAUGACUCAAAAAAUGACUCAGUAAAAGUCACCCAGUAAAAUACUACUGGAGUAAAAAUCUAAAAGUAUUUGGUUAAAAGAUAUUUAAGUAUUAAAAGUAAAUGUAUAAAUUAUUUCAAAUUCCUUAUAUUAAGCAAACCAGAUGGCACCAUUUUCUUGUUUUUUAUUUUUUUUCUAAUGUACAAUAUUUUCUUAAGGAAUGUAGUGAAGUAAAAGUAGUCACAAAUGUAAAUAGUAAAGUACAGCUACCCGAAAAAACUUCUUAAGUAGUACUUUAAAGGUUUUUUUACUUAGAGUACUUUACACCACUGAUCGUGGACACUGCCAUUGGAUACAACGAAACCACACCCCACAAUAAUCCGACAAAAUCCCGUACAGCCGUGUUAGAACAUCAAACACUCGAAUUAGACGGGCGUGAAUCCUCCCAUCCAAACAUGAAAACAAACAAAAGCCUAACAUCAAUGGUUUGACAUUGAGAGUCAUUAUUUCAAUCGAUAGGGCCGUUCUGAACUUCUAGCGCAUUAUGGGUAAUGAGGAAGGGAGGGGUUUUUGACACAUGAGCAGCCGCUCACCAAUAUGUCAGCUCACACCACAGUCACGCCUCCAAAACCGCCACAACAUCUGCUAUGCGAAUGUCGGCCACCGCUGGUUAACGCUGCUUACCGCUGGUUACCGCUGGUUACCUCUGGUUACCGCUGGUUACCGCUGGUUACCGCUGGUUACCGCUGGUUACCUCUGGUUACCUCUGGUUACCUCUGGUUACCUCUGGUUACCGCUGGUUACCACUGGUUACCGCUGGUUACCGCUGGUUACCUCUGGUUACCGCUGGUUACCGCUGGUUACCGCUGGUUACCGCUGGUUACCGCUGGUUACCUCUGGUUACCUCUGGUUACCACUGGUUACCUCUGGUUACCACUGGUUACCUCUGGUUAACGCUGCUUACCGCUGCUUACCGCUGGUUACCUCUGGUUACCGCUGGUUACCUCUGGUUACCGCUGGUUACCGCUGGUUACCGCUGGUUACCGCUGGUUACCGCUGGUUAACGCUGCUUACCGCUGCUUACCGCUGGUUACCUCUGGUUACCGCUGGUUACCGCUGGUUACCGCUGGUUACCGCUGGUUACCUCUGGUUACCGCUGGUUACCUCUGGUUACCACUGGUUACCUCUGGUUACCACUGGUUACCACUGGUUACCUCUGGUUACCUCUGGUUACCACUGGUUACCACUGGUUACCUCUGGUUACCUCUGGUUACCUCUGGUUAACGCUGGUUACCACUGGUUACCUCUGGUUAACGCUGGUUACCACUGUUUACCGCUGGUUACCGCUGGUUACCGCUCGAUCUGAUGGAAUCCAGGUCUUAGUUUCUUAAACAAUCAAAUAUAAAAUCAGAAAUGAAGGAAAUACUCCUAUGAAGACUAGGAUGAAUACGAUGGGUAGUAUGUUGUAAUCUUGUAUGUUAUAUCCUUUUAAUGCAUAUUCCUAUUUAAUCCCAAUGAUUUAACCUAGUUAGUCAUAUUUAACAUAGACAAUGUUUAAUGACAUUAUUGCCGAUGUACUUAAUAGGCCACACCAUUCCACAGUGUCCAGCUCAAAACCCAUAAUGUCAAUGUGUUGCUCUGUCAUGGUCUGGAUAUAGAUUGAACCAUAAUGUGUGUACUGCAGCAACCCUCCAGCCCGGAGCAGCCUUCUUACUGAGAAACACCGAUGGACAUUAAGAACAAUAAAACCUGAAACAAGUGAUGGAA